UGCAGACGGAAGCGGAAAUUGUAGUUUUUUUUUUGCAGAUCUCUGAAAACAUCUCGAAGAAUAUUUUUCCAGAUCUGUAUGUGCUGGGACCCGAUGUCGUCGUGGAGAGAGAGACUAAAAGAAUGAGCAUCCAGUGAGCCAGUGAGACCAGAUCGCAAGACAGACUCACGUCUUUGACAUCCCCCCCACUAUCCGUUUUUAUUUCAAUAGACACCCCAUUAGGCGUCAUGACGUCCUCCAUGCUACGCCGACAAUUGAAGAACCUUGUUCAAAACUUCUCUGAGGCUGAGGUCAAGGUGAGGGAGGCCACCUCCAACGACCCAUGGGGUCCCUCUAGCUCGCAGAUGGCUGACAUCUCGGACCUCACCUACAAUGUGGUGGCCUGCAAUGAGAUCAUGACCAUGCUGUGGAAACGCCUCAAAGACGAUAAGAACUGGAGGCACAUCUACAAGUCAUUGACUCUGCUGGAGAACCUAUUAAAGACGGGCUCAGACCGCGUUCUGAAUACGAUGAAGGACAACAUCUACAUUGUGAAAGCGCUAACAGAGUUCCGUUUCCAGGACAAGGAUGGGAAAGAUCAGGGGGUGAACGUGAGGGAGAAGGCCAAGGUAGUACUGGUUCUUAUGGAGGACGACGAGAAACUAAAGGAAGAGCGAGAGUUUGCACUCAAGACCAGAGACAAGAUCUCAAAGAACGCCACUGCCUCCUCGGACGACCCCAAGGACCCCAAGGACCCCAACUACAAGCCAGUGUAUGUCCCAGGAGCCACCGGGCUCCCCUCCCUAGCCAACAUCCCGUCUGUGGCUGAUCUUGCCGCCAGCUUUGAGGCCAAGAAGCAAGAAAAACUGAGACGAGAGGCCCAGAAAAAAGAGGAGGAACGAAGGUCAAAGAUGACCAAGGAAGAGCUUGAAUGGGAGGAUGCCGCCAAAGCAGGAAAGCCUAAGGUUGCUGAUGGCUUUGGUGGGGCAGAUGAACCAUCAGAGGACGAUGCAUGGGGCGCAGCAGCCAAAGCACCCACUCCUGAUCCUUGGGGGGGUGCGCCCAAAGCUCCAUCCGAGGAUGCAUGGGGUGCACCAUCUAAUGCUACAACAGAAGAAGCAGAUCCUUUUGCGGCGCCAGCCAGUGCCCCAAUAGAUGGUUCAGAUCCUUUUGCGGCGCCAGCCAGUGCCCCAAUAGAUGGUUCAGAUCCUUUUGCGGCGCCAGCCAAUGCCCCAAUAGAUGGUUCAGAUCCUUUUGCGGCACCAGCCAGUGCCCCAAUAGAUGGUUCAGAUCCUUUUGCGGCGCCAGCCAGUGCCCCAAUAGAUGGUUCAGUUCCUUUUGCGGCUCCAAAAGAUGGUUCCGAUCCAUUUUCGGCACCAUCCAAUGCACCAUCUAAAGUUGAAGCUGAUCCAUUUGGGGCACCAAAAGAUGAUCCAUUUUCAGCACCAUCCAAUACACCAAAAGGUGGUUCUGAUCCGUUUGGGGCACCAAGAGAUGGUUCAGAUCCUUUUGCGGCUCCAAAAGAUGGUUCCGAUCCAUUUUCAUCACCGUCCAAUGCACCAUCUAAAGUUGAAGCUGAUCCGUUUGGGGCACCAAAAGAUGAUCCAUUUUCAGCACCAUCCUAUACACCAAAAGACGGUUCAGAUCCUUUUGGGGGCCCAUUGAAUGUCCCAACGAAGGGUGCUGAUCCUUUUAGUGCACCAUCCAGUCCAAAAACCGAUGCUUCAGACACGUGGGGUGCUCCAUCUAAUCCACUGUCCGAAAAGAAGGCUGAUCCCUGGGGAGACGAGGGGACCACAGCUGCCUCUCCCCCCACAGAUCCAUUUGGCGAUGGCUCGAAGGCUGAUGGUGACGCAUGGGGACCAACAGCAUCGUCUCCGCCCAUCGCCAGUGACCCUUGGGGUGCACCUGCAGCUCCCACCGACACAGCAUCCACAGACGACCCCUGGGGAGAUGGAGGGGCUUCCACCACCACAGACGCUAUAAACUCUGACCCAUGGGGAGCUCCAAGUAAUGGAACAGACAAUGGAGCCACAGAGGACGAAGACAACAAAUCGCCAGCUUCCUUCCAUGGUGCCGGCGCUUCGCUCGUGGACGUGGGCUCAGUCCUUUCCCCCCAAACCCAAACACCCCCCUGCACCAAGUAACAAAGUAAGGACGGGUAAACGAGAGACUGAGAGAGAUAGACAGAGAGAACCAGAGGGUGAAUAUGAGAAGUAUAUUUCUGUUCAUUUAAAGCAGUGUUUGUGAUUCAGUGUUUUCACUAGGCCUUCCUCCCCCCUAUAGUGCAUAACUGUUGUGUGGGUCAGUAUCGGUAGUAGCCAUGCAUAGAUUUUAGAGAUGUAACCUUUUCACUCCUCUCUCUGUUCUAUACUCUCUCUUGGAAUGCUCUGUACUGUAUAUCUGUCCUCCCUCCCUUGCCCCAUUUUCUUUUGCUUUUCCUAAUUUCCUAGGCGUUUUACAAGGCCCAGGCAUGGCUGGCCCUAUGGGCAGAGUCACAUCUAUUGCUGGAGUGUCUCGUACUACAAUCUCCCCAAACUCCAGCCUUUUUGGUUCCACCCACAUAUGUCCUACGGUGUUACCCGCCUUUGGGUCCCACAACCCCUUGCUGGGGCCUCCUUUAACCCAGCUAUCAUCCCAUUCCCUGGGAAUGCCUCAUCCUGGCCUGGCAAUGCCUGAAAUGGGACCUCAGAUGGCAUGCCCCUGUUUUGGAGCUGGGAUGGUACAACCCAAUUGUCUGGGUUGGGUUCCUCAGGCAGGACACGCUGCAGUGGCUCUGCAGUGGAGCUUCCACUCCUCAAAUGGGAGGGUGGUCCCUUUGCAGUGACACAUGAUUUUAGACACCAGAAUGGGAGAUCCUCCCCAACGGAACAACAAUCCUAUACUUUUUUGAAAAGCUACAACCUGUCCAGCUCACCUUCCUCAACCCCAAUAUCUGCAAUGGUUAAUAUAAUGUACAUGUCCAAUGUAAGUGUAUGCAAUAAUAUGUAAGAAAUUAAACAAGACAAAAUAUAAGUAUCUCAAAAUAGUUUUUCCAAGAAAAACAUUCAAUUUUGGUUGAUUCGAUGUUCAUUUCGGUUCUUUCAAGAGUGAGAAGCUGAGAUGGGGCCGUAGGAGUUAGUUCCAUUUAGUCCUUCUGUGAUUUUGUUCUUGUGCUGUGAUUUUUCAAUUAGACUGGUUAUUAUCAAUGCUCACCUUCUCUAUGCUUGACUCAUAAGGCUCUGAGAUAGGUGGAUGGAGGGUUAAGAAGACCCGAUGAAUCAUUACAGUAGUCUACAAUGGAACAUGUACACAGAAAGAACAGGAUGUCAGUAGAGCUGCUAUCAGGAGGUGUGUGUGUGUGUGUGUGUGUGUGAGAGAGAGAGAGUUUUGUGUAGAGGUGAGAUCCUUGAGCAAAAGUAACUUAUUUGUGAUUUUUUUUUAAAAGUACAAUUGUAUCUAUUUAUUAAUUUACUUAUUAGCCUAUUUACUGUAUUUAUUAAUUCAAUUAUUUGUUUGUUUCUUGAACACUUGGCCUCCGACAGAUACUUUCAAAACAAACUAGAGCCAUAUUCAAAUUCAAUCAUCUCACAUUAUUGACAGCAAGCAUCAAAGUGGUCAUUGUCCUGUGGGUUUCUUUAGUUGACCAUUGACUUUAGUUGGAAAAGGUCAUAUCCAAUUGGAUAGAACCCAUAAUCAUAAUCAGCCAAUAACCAAUAGUGGCUUUAUUUCGCUUUUGUCAUUUUAUACACUUAAGUCUACUUAUUUACUUGUGUUUGGGAACAAACAGAUUGUGUACAAAUGAAAGCUGAAUUUGUCAUCUUUUUUUUCCUGUCCUUGCGUAUGUUGUUGAAAACUGUAUCUCAGUCAGUUGAAAGUCUUUUUGUCAAAUAUUUGUAUGACAAGACAACAUCCCAUGCACACGGUAUUGUUAUGUUUAUCUAUUCAGUGAGUUUUCAUCGUAAGGCCUAUGAAUCCUACGGGAUGCUUGUCAUUCUGUGUUUUGCGUUUCCUCUUUGGCCUCAAACAAAACAGUUGAAAUACAACAACACAGUACACAAAAUGUGAAAUGAAAAUGAAUUAAUCUGAAUCGUAGUGCAAAAGGAUUAGUGUUGUUACGAUAAUACAUUUUAUCGUGGCUACUAUUAUCAUUUAAUUCCUAUGAUAUACUUUUUUAUUUAUGUCAAGGCUGUGGUGGAAACUGUGACAGUACACAUUUGAGAAAUAAAGUUAUUCAAUACUUGAGAUCUCAGAUCUGA
Molecule: messenger RNA, 4217 nt
Organism: Oncorhynchus nerka (sockeye salmon)
Lineage: Eukaryota; Metazoa; Chordata; Actinopteri; Salmoniformes; Salmonidae
Gene: epn1b
Product: epsin 1b
Exons: 10
Coding region: 228-2126 (632 amino acids)
Biological process (GO): endocytosis
Cellular component (GO): plasma membrane; endosome; clathrin vesicle coat
Molecular function (GO): clathrin binding; phospholipid binding
Source: RefSeq, a predicted model, not a curated record